AAUGCAUUUACAGUCGAUAGAAACUCGUGGGGUUUCAGACGUGAUGCAGUUUAUAAAAAUUUUCUUUCAAUUGAAGGAAUACUAGAGCAAUUAGUAACAACAGUUAGUUGUGGUGGAAAUGCUCUGAUGAACAUUGGCCCAACUCAUGAUGGAAGGAUUGUACCUAUUUUUGAGGAGAGGCUAACACAAGUUGGAUCAUGGCUCAAGACUAAUGGUGAAUCAAUUUACAAUAGCAAACCAUGGACUCAUCAAAAUGACAGUAGCACUGGGAGUGUAUGGUACACAACUGCCAAUAAUUUUGUGUAUGCUAUUGCAUUGAAAUGGCCUGAUGGUAAUACUCUUAAGUUGGGAUCAGUGAAGACAUCAUCCACCACCACUGCUACAAUGCUUGGAUAUGGUAAAGUUGAUUUUAGUAGUUCCAAUGGAGUUGUUCAGGUUACUUUCCCUAAUCUUCCAUUGGAUACACCAUUGAUGUGGGCUUGGGUUAUUAAAUUUGAAGGAGUUACUGGCUAACAAUUAUUUAUUGCUGCUUUGCUAUUGGUAAUUAAACGUACCCAGCUGCUAGCUUCAUAUUUAAACUUCAUUAAAAAAAACAAAAAAACUUUAUUAUAUUGCCACUUUAUAUAAUUUGCUAGACUUUUGUUGCAUAUAUAUGUGUGUGUAUAUCUCAAAUGUGUGUUCACAAACAGUAAAA
Molecule: messenger RNA, 694 nt
Organism: Amphimedon queenslandica
Lineage: Eukaryota; Metazoa; Porifera; Demospongiae; Haplosclerida; Niphatidae
Product: alpha-L-fucosidase-like
Exons: 4
Biological process (GO): glycoside catabolic process; fucose metabolic process
Cellular component (GO): lysosome
Molecular function (GO): alpha-L-fucosidase activity
Source: RefSeq, a predicted model, not a curated record